This is a messenger RNA of Acipenser ruthenus (sterlet), 6334 nucleotides long. Its product is annotated as transcription regulator protein BACH2. Bases 453 to 2852 code for a protein of 799 amino acids. Lineage: Eukaryota; Metazoa; Chordata; Actinopteri; Acipenseriformes; Acipenseridae. The record is from RefSeq and is a predicted model, not a curated record. The transcript has 5 exons. Gene Ontology annotation, molecular function: protein binding; RNA polymerase II cis-regulatory region sequence-specific DNA binding; DNA-binding transcription factor activity, RNA polymerase II-specific. Gene Ontology annotation, biological process: regulation of transcription by RNA polymerase II.
GCUAGCUAGGGCAAUUCACCAAAAGAGCUGCGGACGAUUCUUUGAGUAGGCGCCCAAUCUGCCUGCGGCACUAACGCAAUCUGUAUCGCUUAUUGUUGUGAAUGAGGGAGUGAUGACGUCAACGCUCGAAUGUCAACAAUGCAGCGAUUGAGGGUAGGCGUUCCAUUAGAAAGUAACAAACAGUAGGAGCAGAAGGAGCUGCACGUUGCACGGAUCAACAACACACACUGACAUUCACCGAAAAAAACAACGCCAAUAAUAACAACCAGGCGUCCCUUUACACAACAAAAUCGCCUAACAUUAAACCUUGUCCACGAAAUACCUACAGCUUUGGGGCUUUGAGAAACUCUACAAGGAAGUCACCAUGUGAAAAAAAAUCCUAUUUGGUAAACAGACAGAAAAAGGCUGGAUUUGCAAGAAUAAAAAUCGAAAGUUAAAAGGGUGUGAGCGGAAUGUCCAUGGAUGAGCAGACUGAAGCCCCCAUGUAUGUGUAUGAGUCAACAGUGCACUGUACCAACAUCCUCCUGAGUCUCAAUGACCAGCGGAAGCAGGAUAUCCUCUGUGAUGUCACGGUGACAGUGGAGGGGAAGGAGUUCCGAGCCCACCGAGCCGUCCUGGCUGCCUGCAGCGAGUACUUCUUACAGGUUCUGGCAGGACAGGCCAAGUAUGAAUCCAUCAGCUUGCCAGAGGAGGUCACUGCCAGGGGAUUCGGCCCAUUGUUGCAGUUUGCCUACACUGCUAAGCUGUUACUCAGCAGAGAAAACAUCCAAGAGGUCAUCCACUGUGCAGAAUUCCUGCGCAUGCACAACCUGGAAGACUCCUGCUUUCGCUUCCUGGAAGCCCAGCUCCUGAGCGAGGAAGAUGGCCUGCUCCUUUGCCGCAAGGUAGCAUCUUACCCCCAAUCCCAGGAAGAUGAAAACUCGGAGGAGGAGGAUGAGAGCAUGCAGUCCGAGACCAGCAGACUGCUGGAAGAGGAAGCCACUGCUGUGCCGAUUCCCGACGUGUUCCAGGACGGCAGGGCAGACUUUGAGAAACACGGGACAUCGGACCUCCCGCGCUGCCCCAAGUACAGGAAGUAUCAGCUGGCUUGCACCAAGCACAAUAAUGAUGUAUCACACACCAGUACCUCAGGUUUUCCAAGCACAUUCAAGGAAAUGAGCUCCGGCAGCAGCAGCAGCAAUCUGUCUUUGGGACAGAUCAAAAACGAACCUCGCGCAGAGGAGGAGAGCAUCUCGCUGUGUCUGUCGGGGGACGAGCAGGAGAAAGAGAAAGACGGCGUGGCAGAUAUGGAACUGGAUGGAAAGCAGCGCAGCCCCCUGUACGUGGACAGGCCUAAAAGCAAGUCGCCAACAUGUUUGAGGUCUUUUUUAAAAAAAGGGACCGAUCUGUUGGGUUUGCCCAGCACACCACAGCAGCUUUUUACCAACAGACCAGCCUGUCCCCAGGAAAAAGUAGAAACUCAGGGUGACCACAAAACUGACUAUGAGACAUACUCUGGGGAUAUGGGGCUGUCCGUGGCGUCUCAGAAAGAGUUUGCGGGUUUCCAAGUGGGACUACAGUUAAGGACUCUCUCGUGUGACGGAGUAUGCAAGCAGGAAUCGGAGCUGGACCGCAGGAGCGUAAUUUUUUCCUCAGUUACAGACGACCUACGGGGAACUCCGGCGCAUUCGUACCCUGGAGGGAACUCCUUAGAUACAGAACUGUCAGAACACAUGCCAAAGUGUCUGUGGGCCGGUGCUAGCCAGUCCCUUCCGUGCUCACAGACCUACUCCCCCAGCAGACUGCCCUCCGAGCCCAUGGUGCCAUGCAGGCCUCGGCCCAACACCAGCUGUCCAGUGCCAAUUAAGGUGUGUCCCCGUUCCCCUCCCUCAGAAACGAGGACCAGGACUUCUAGUUCCUGCUCUUCCUACUCCUACGCAGAAGACGGAAGUGGAGGGUCCCCUUGUAGUUUACCACAGUUUGAAUUUUCCACCUCUCCCCGGUGUCUCGCUACCGAUCAACAAGAGCAAGGUAUGGUGGGCGAGGCCAUGUAUAACCAGGUCAGGCCCAAGAUUAAAUGUGAGCAGUCAUACGGCACCAAUUCCAGUGACGAGUCUGGCUCGUUCUCAGAAGGUGACAGCGAGUCGUGCCCUGCUCAAGAACAAGGGCAAGAGGUCAAGCUUCCUUUCCCAGUGGAUCAAAUCACAGAACUUCCAAGGAAUGACUUCCAAAUGAUGAUAAAAAUGCACAAACUAACCUCGGAGCAGCUGGAGUUCAUUCACGAUAUCCGACGGAGGAGUAAGAACCGCAUCGCAGCUCAGCGCUGUCGGAAAAGGAAACUGGACUGCAUUCAGAAUCUCGAAUGUGAGAUCCACAAAUUGGUCUGUGAGAAGGACAAGCUGCUGACAGAGAGGAACCAGCUGAAAAUCUGCAUGGGAGAGCUGUGGGAGAACUUUUCAUGUCUUUCCCAGGAGGUGUGCCGGGACGUGCAGCUCAGCCCAGAGCAGAUCCAGUCCCUACAGAGGUACUGCCCAGUCCUCAGGCCAGCGGAUCAAACAGGCGCCAUCGCCAGUGCCAGCAUCAACCCAUCUUCUUCCAAGUCCCCCUCACCGGGCUCAGAACAAAGCUUCAUGAAUUCUCAGUGCGUGGGGGAAAGCAUGCAGUGCUGCACAGAACCAAGCCCCACCCAGCUUGGGGCCCAGUGGUUGCCUGGCAACGGAUCAGAAAGCUGCAUAGGAGGAGUCCCACUUGGUGAACACGACCCGGGACCUUCUCUUGAACAGUGCAAUCAGACAGUCACUGUGGACUUCUGCCAGGAAAUGACUGACAAAUGUACAACUGAUGAACAGCCUCGGAAAGACUGUACCGAAUAACCGUGGGCUUUUUGUUCUCCCCUAUGCCUGGUAGGUCAGUCCAGUUGGGUCAGUCAGCUUCUGCCAGUGUUCAUUGGGACUUUCUGUAAGAGAAAAGGUUGACACUACAGUUGUCUUGACAGCAGCAAUACUGUUCUCCGGGUAUUCUCUCCUUCAUAUAAAGAUGAGACUUUAAUCCUCAUUAUGGUGCUACACCUUGCUCUUGCAAGGAACUCAGCAGUGGCAACACUGUUUUUACAUAUUAGAAAUUCAUUCACAACAGGGAUGGGCAGAUAACAUCUCAGAUUUAAAAACCUCUAAGGACCUAGCAGCAGUUCUAUUUGUGUUCUCUCUCUCUCUCUCUCUCUCUCUCUCUCUUCCGUCUCUCUCUCUCUCCGUGGCCCAUGUCACGCCGAUGCAAACUCAGGAAAUUGUUCUGAAUGUUCAAUAUUGUUCAUAAGAUAAAUGACAGUUUCUGGAGGCAGAUCAAGAGUUUCAUACAGCAGCUAGACUGCACGUGUUCAUAUGCAAGAAUCUCUUCUGCAUCCCUCGUUUGUAGCAUUUCUGCAACUGGAACCCUUCACGUGUCUUGCUACAGAACUUUGAAUUCAAACAUUCCUCUUUUGCCUUUUACAAUGCUAAAAUGAAAAAAAGCAGUUACGUAGUUAGGUUUCCAUGCAUCAGCAAUAUCAUUUUUUUGUACUUAUUUAUAAAAUAUUAGAACGCUUGUUUGGCAGAAGGUUUAAUGUAUAUAUGUGUGGCACUGUCAUAGGGUGCCAUUUGAGCAUGGUGACUUCGGUCAUGUAAAGACUACAGAAAAAGGUUAACGUUUCAUUCACACUAGGCUUGAGUUAAGCAUCCUUACAGGGGCACACAGAUGCUGUCAAUUCUUAGUUCUGCUUUCCUGUCUAGUAUUCUUACACUCAGGAUACCAGCCUUGUUAAAAAACGAGCUGGACUGUAAUGGCCUACACAUGAGUCGAGUGUUGGAAUGAGAAAUCCAUACCAGGAAACAGAUCAUGUGAGGUGAAUAUGAACUGAUUACCUAACACUGAGUGACACAUUAAUGAGGCCUGUUAUCUCUGUUUGAAUUCAUAGCGGGCUGGUCUAUAGGGUUGCUGUCCUGAUGGAGAACAGGGUGGGUCAUGUAAAAGAUUUGAAAGGAGAAAUAACACGCUAUUUAAAAAACAAACGAGAGGGUGAGUUUUUGGCCAUGUUUCUCAUCGGUGUAACAUUAUUCGGUGUUCAUUUUAUUUCAGUUAUUGCAAACAGUUGGCGCUUUGGUAUAAACGUAUUAUAAGCUAUGCUGUAGUAUUAUCAAAAGUAUACUUCUCUUCUUACUUUGUCUUUUUUUUCUGUACUAUUAGACUUUGGUAAGUCUUAUCAGCUCCUUUAGAAAUCUUAGCACUUUUUUAUAAAAUGCUCUGAGCACUCAACAUGCAAAUUCAGCACUCCAGAACGGGGUAUUUUCUAAUCUGGAGUUUUGAAGCACUUCAUUUGGCACUUUUAAAAAUCCCACCCCCCACCCCCCGGUGGUAACAAAAUAUUUUAGUUUUCCUUGUAAACUUAUAAUCUUGUGCUAAUUUGGAAAGCAUUUGGGGUUAACAAAGAAAUUAUCAUACUUGUAGUGAUGCCUGAGAUGAUCUGGUUAAAAAUCAGACAGUCAGUAUUUCGAAUGACCAAUCUAAUUGGGAACUAUUAUAAAGAACAAAAAAAACAUAUUUAUUGCAUCUGAUCUAUUGCAUCUGAUUCUUUAAAUGCAUGCAAUAUCAUAUAGUGAUUGUUUAACUUUCAUCUAAAAUGGAAGCUUCUGGUUAUAAUGUUGAAUAAUGUAGUUCUGUGUAGUUACAGGAAUUUCUGAUACUCAUUUACACAUGUUAGCACACUUUCAUUCGAGUCCACAACAAGAGUUCUCCAGCUGGUUUUGUUCAGGAAACAACACAAAACAAAAAUACAAACUAAGCACAUUUGGUAUUUUUUAUUGUCUUCAGUAUUACAUACAAUAUAAAAGGAUUCCCACAAGUUAAACCUGACACAGUUGUAGAAUUAAGAACCAUAAAAUCCAGCAUGUCAUGACUUAAUAAUCAUUAAACUGGAAAUACAAAGCUUUGUACGUUAGAUAGCGUGUCACAAAGGGGAAUGUAGUAUUAACAUAUAUGUUUUCAUUCAGUGAACCCCUGAUGCUUGUAAAGACCUAACUGAAAGACUGGCUUGUGUCUUGGCAUGCCUAUGUGCGAUUGCUCAUUUUGAUUCCAACGGCUAUUCAACCACAGCUACUCAUCUUUUUUACAGCAGCUAUAACACAUGUGAACCUGACAUUCAUGUACAACAGGAAACACUUUUCAAGGACUGUGAACCACUGCUCACACAGCUCUACUUUUGUUAAGCUUCAGGAUUUCUAGCUAACUGUAGUUAUCAGUGACGAGUUUGUAGAAUUGUUUUAUUCUUUGUUUUUUAUUGACGUAAAUGCAUAUGUUAGUGCUUUACUGAACUGUAUUGCUAACCAACAAAACAAAUUGUUAUCAGGUAAUAAAAAGGGAGACUAGAGCGAGGUGGUGGAUCAGCUACAAAUCUGAACGUGGGUCAUUAUUGAUCCUUUGUUGAUCAUCAGUAUGAUAAUAUUAUAAAAGCACAUUCAAGUCAAGAACUCCCUUAUUUUGCUCCAGAUUGGGAUUCAUUUUUACAACACAAGGAGCCUGCAUUGAACCUGCAUUGCAAAACCAUAAGCUAUAGAUGUAUUAUUUGCAUAGCAACAAGUGUAUAGAAUGGGUCUUGCUUGUAUUUGAUCCCCUAAAUUGCUUUCCUCUGCUUUAUUUGUAUAAAACAGCACCCAGAGAAACAAGAGUGGCUGCAUAAACCCAGUGUUAGCAGGCUUUAAUAAUCUGAAUGCUUUUGAACCAGGCUUUCAUGCCACCAGGUAGACUCCUGACAAAUCUGUACUGUAUAGAGCAACCCAAAAGCAGGGUGAAGUCCACAGUGCGAAGUGAUGUUACUUUCAAAGGGAGUCUCUGGUUGCUGAAACAGGAAAGGGGUUUAUCCAGUGAAUUUAAACCCUGCCUGGGAUCUAUGUAUUGCCCUUCAUGACAGGUUUGUGCUUUGCCCCUGCUUUUAUCCUUGUCUCAUAUAAAGCUGUUUCUUUUUUUCAAGUAGUAAUCUGUAUGGUAUCGAUGAGCCUGUAUGUUGUCUCAUGGUGCCAUGACUAUAAGGUUUAAAUCCAGCAUGAUUCUGGAACAGACAUUGUUUUGAUGUUGUUGUUUUUUUUGCUGUUGCUAUUUUUACUGUAAGACUUGUCAGUGUUUGAUGCUUUUAUAUUUCAUGUUGCUCCCUUAAUUUGACCCUUUCUCAGUUAAGCAGUAUUAUUAAAGUCCAAGUACGGAGGUUAGCACACAGGCAAAACCCACACAAAGGGCUAUGUGAUGCAUUCUGUGGAUAACUAGUGUGAAAAAAUGAAUUGAGUUUCAUUUUGUUAAGCCUAUUUGCCACAUUUCUAUCUGUAUAUAUAUA